GGCCGCCCAGUUCCCGCCAGGGACCGGACGCACGGCUAAGCCUCUCGUUAUCCUAACUCGUUCGAGAAAGUCCCACUCCCUCGGCAUUCCACCUGAGUCAAACCCGGCAUCGCUCUGCUUCCGUAUACGUCAAUAGACUGCGCCGGAAGUCGAAACAAAAUGGCGGAAGCGGAACUAGACUACUGGCUGCGGCGAAAACAAACGGGGCUCCCUUUCUAGCUCCCCCCCCCCCUUCGCCUGUUACUCUGUGCACUCUUCCGUCUCCCUGCCUUCCCGGGACGCACUCGUUUGAGCUCGGCAGGAACAGUCGCCGGUUGCACAUGCGCAGCAGCGCCCUGCCUUUGGACUCACACAGAGACAAAGUCUUGUCUACUGCCAAGCUCGUUCUGGCCCACUCGGGCCAAGCCUGCUCUUUGCAGGCAGUGGGAAGUUCCCUCCAUCCACGAAUUCCUCCUUGAGCGGCGUGAUGCUCUUUUCCCUGCGGGAGUUGGUGCAGUGGCUGGGUUUUGCGCCCUUCGAGCUGCUCCUGCAAGCCCUGGCGCUGCUGACGACAUCAGUGCUGCUGGUGCUAAAGGUAGAUGGAGUGGCGACCGGGCUUAGUUGGUGGGGAGUCUUUGCCCCGUUCUUUGCCGCCGAUGGACUGAGCACCUAUUUCACCACCAUUGUCUCGGUGCGCCUCUUCCAGGAUGGUGAGAAGCGCCUGGCUGUGCUGCGCCUUUUCUGGAUUCUCACUUUGCUUAGCCUCAAGUUUGUCUUUGAGAUGCUCCUCUGCCAGAAACUGGGUGAGCAAAGCCACGAGUUGUGGUAUGGACUUAUCAUGGCACCUGUCUUCAUCCUCCUCCAGCUUCUCAUGAUCCGGGCCUGCAGGGUCAACUAGAUUCUAUACUGCAUCCCUCUAGUGCUGCGGAGACAUCUAAUUUCUCCACCACUUGCAAGAAUAAUAUAUCUUGCCUGAAAUGACUGUACAAGGAUGCUGUCUUUCCAAUGAUCAGCUGACUGCCAGAUUGCAUACAAAAUCAAUCUGUGGUUUAACUGGAGAAAUACUUUUGCUCUUCUUUGCUGCCAACAAAUUGAACUCUUUCAUAUGUGUUGUGUCAAUAUAUCUUUCAGGGUGAUUCUUUGUGGUCAACUGUUCACUUCUCACUGGUGUUCCAGGAUUAGGCAUUUGCUGAAAAAAAAUCACCUUUCUAUCUUGACAUAGAAGAAAGGGGAACAGCCCUCCCCAAACCCCUGGUUUUGUACUGACAAGACAUUUUUGCGCCCAUGUCAUGUAUGGAUUUGUGGGUCAGACCAAAAGCAGCUUUUUACAUAGUAUUGUUUCGCUUGUCUUCAGUCUUUGUGUAAUAUCUUCAGACUUGAAUAAGGUCUGAUUGUGUUGGUUAUUUAUGAAUAAAUAUAUUAUGUACAUA
This is a messenger RNA of Heteronotia binoei (common prickly gecko), 1409 nucleotides long. It is a transcript of the gene TMEM203, whose product is annotated as transmembrane protein 203. Gene Ontology annotation, cellular component: endoplasmic reticulum. The coding region runs from base 467 to 877 and encodes 136 amino acids. NCBI's taxonomy places the organism in Eukaryota, Metazoa, Chordata, Lepidosauria, Squamata, Gekkonidae. Gene Ontology annotation, biological process: intracellular calcium ion homeostasis. The record is from RefSeq and is a predicted model, not a curated record. The transcript has a single exon.